This is a messenger RNA of Penicillium digitatum Pd1, 1224 nucleotides long. RefSeq names its product Fungal transcriptional regulatory protein, N-terminal. NCBI's taxonomy places the organism in Eukaryota, Fungi, Ascomycota, Eurotiomycetes, Eurotiales, Aspergillaceae. Gene Ontology annotation, biological process: regulation of DNA-templated transcription. Gene Ontology annotation, molecular function: zinc ion binding; DNA-binding transcription factor activity, RNA polymerase II-specific. The record is from RefSeq and is a predicted model, not a curated record.
AUGGCCUCCCAUUGCGAUUCCUACAUCCCCUUCGACAAAGGCCUAUACAGCAACCCGGCCUUAUUUCCCGAACUAGACCGGUGGGAAAGACACUUCCUCAACCUGAUGAAAGACAUCGUCGCACCAUCCCCACUAGACAAAUUUCUAAUCGGAUCAAGCUUCCACGAAUCGCACCACCGUUGUUUCAUUCAGAACCUUCUCCAACCCGGCCCCACGUCUAUCUUGAAAGACGCCACAGUCGCCUGUGCCGCCGUACUCCUCGGAGACCAGUACACGCAGUACACCAAGACAAGUGUCGAAGUCGGGCACCGGCGAGCUGCACUGGCGGUUUCGGGACUCCGGUCGUUGCAGAUAUCCGAAAAACAGGAUUUGAUUACUGCGCUCGUGCUCGGUGUGGCCAUAGUGACGUUCGCUUUGCAUGUUGUCGAUGGCCAGCCGUUUCUUAUAUCGCAUUGCACGCUGGCGCUUGUCAAGCCGGUUUAUCAGAAUCUCUUGGCGAUGAAUCAUGGCGUUAUGGAUAUGUUGAUGUGCUUGGUUAGUACGGAGACGUUUGAAUGUCUGAUUCGGUCCGAGGUGCCGACUAUCCGCAUCGGUGAACGUGAUCGUUGCGGUGUGGUUGAUCGGUACCUUGGGCUUAGCUCGUCGCUUUUUGCUUAUUUAUAUGAUCUCUGUGAGGCUGGCCAUUUGAUGAAGGUUUCUGGCGGUAGAGUGGAUGCUGAUGUGGUUAAACGGUUGGAGACGGUACGGGGUUCUCUGGGGCAAUGGAAACCCUCGCCACCACCGGACUUGGUUGAACGAUUUACUCGGUCUGAGGUUGUAGGGAUGCUUGCUCAGGCGAAAGUCCUCCGUCUUUCGGCUUUGCUGAUUCUACAUCGGCUGCGCUAUCCCUACGGGCAACACGACAAGGAAGCACUGCAGCUGUCUCGCGCUAUUACCGCGGAGAUCGGUAUAGCCUUGCGCUCGACAGGGCGCUCAAUACCAUGCACAGCACUUCCAUAUACGAUCGCGGGCUUUGAGAUCACCGAGGCUGAAACGCGAGCCGCAGUCGUUGACAAGAUCGAUGAUGUUGUGACUUUUUCCAGGCAAUCGCAGCUUCAAGUUCGACGCUUAUUGUCCUCAGUAUGGGACGCAAGGGAUGGCGGGGACCAGAUCCACUGGUUCGAUAUAGGUGAUUAUGUGCGCCAGACGCCUUCCACGUGGGCAGACGCACAGGGUACAACGUAG